GAACACACGAACACCCGAACCGCGGAUCGCGGCCGCCUAGCGACAAAGGCAAGGCAAGGCUGCUGCCGCUUCUCAACAGUAUAACAACACACUCAAGCCUAAGUCAGGCAUGAGCUUUCGGGUCGUCGGUUCGUUCCUCAAUGCCCGACUCUGCGCCGACAAAUUGCUCGAAAACCACGUAAUGCUGCCGCUUAUAUUCGAAGGACUGCUUCAGGCAUACCUCGAUCUAUAUAUUGUUGGUGAUAAUAGCCCGUGGCGCCCAACAGCCGCCUUCAAGCCGAGUCGAACGCUCCGAGAGGGCCUAGACGUGUUAGACUUGUCUGUGCCAAGCCCAAAUGCAGUCUGGGCAACAUUUCAGGGUCUCGCUGCGCCCAGAGAGCCCAAAGGAGCGGCAUGCCACCAUUGCGGUGACACAUCUCACUCUGUGUAUCCCGAUCAUUCCAGGCCAGGCUUUCUUGCCCGUGGAGCUUGCCUCAAAUACUCCAGUCGCCACAAUUUCUAUCCCUCAGCCUACGUCCUAGAGAAACACAAAAUCGUCAGCAGCCCCGAACAGAUUCGCAUUGCGCGCGGGUCCCGGUUCUGCGUAGACUGUGGGGGUCUUGAGGGUCGGAGUUUCUACACUCACGUCGACCAAACGACAAUACGCAACGACAACAUGCGUUGUGAACGCUGCUAUUACUGGUGGUGUAAUGAUGGCCAAGCACCAUCCGCUUUUGCGACGAGUAAACAGGCAGAGAGUUUUGAAAUCCACACCGGGCCAGGAUUCAUACCAAGCUUCUAUGCUGUAUGUACUGCCAAACGAAGGGUCAGAUACGCGACUACAUUGCAUCGCCCAUCACUAUAACGACACUGAGAUAAUCUACAAUCGAGAUAAGAUCCCUCUACAGCCACAGAUCUAGCCAGUCCAGCAGGGAGUAAUGAGCAGGGACAAUGUGACACACUUGAGAUAGUCGUGGACGACGACCACCCGAUAUGCAUCGAUUGCCACACCCACGACGCCGAGAACAAUAUAUGACAUUUUGUAGGCUG
Microdochium trichocladiopsis is the source of this 1029-nucleotide messenger RNA. RefSeq lists its product as uncharacterized. Bases 110 to 844 code for a protein of 244 amino acids. The record is from RefSeq and is a predicted model, not a curated record. The transcript has a single exon. NCBI's taxonomy places the organism in Eukaryota, Fungi, Ascomycota, Sordariomycetes, Xylariales, Microdochiaceae.